Messenger RNA from Spodoptera litura, 590 nucleotides. Its product is annotated as fatty acid-binding protein, heart. The record is from RefSeq and is a predicted model, not a curated record. Gene Ontology annotation, molecular function: lipid binding. Lineage: Eukaryota; Metazoa; Arthropoda; Insecta; Lepidoptera; Noctuidae.
CUUACAACAUACGUGUUUAUACAUCGUCCGAAAUGGACGAGUUUUUGGGUAAAAAAUAUGUUUUGACCGAUUCGGAAAAUUUUGAGGACUACUUAGUGUAUUUAGGUUUAAGCUACAUAGCUCGAAAAGUAGCACUCAGACUGAAUCAGACUCACGUCCUGAUUAAAAACGAAGAUGGGACCUAUACCUUCCAAUUUCUUUCGACUAUGGCUAACUCCAGCAUUACAUUUAAGCCCGGAGAGGAGUUUGAAGAAGUCAAGGCUGAUGGUGUAAAGGUGAAAGCUCUAAUAGUAUUUGAAGGCAACAAAAUGAUUCACACACAGACAUCACAGACAGAUGAUGGGAAGGUGUCGAGACACGAACGAGAGUUUUUUAUAGAUAAGAUGAUAGUGACCACAACUGCUGAUGGACUAGACAAAAUAGUGAAAAGAAAUUUCAUAGUAGAACAACAAUAACCACAGAGAAGAUAACUUCAGUUCUAGUCAGAUAUGGAGUUCAAUAAUUGUGAAAUAUUGUAAUAAGUAAUUUUUUCAUAGAUGUAUUUUUGAAAUUAAGCUAAGUGUGGUGUAAUAUCACUACAUAGUAUAAAA